Molecule: messenger RNA, 1027 nt
Organism: Pogonomyrmex barbatus (red harvester ant)
Lineage: Eukaryota; Metazoa; Arthropoda; Insecta; Hymenoptera; Formicidae
Gene: mRpL13
Product: mitochondrial ribosomal protein L13
Biological process (GO): negative regulation of translation; translation
Cellular component (GO): ribosome; mitochondrial large ribosomal subunit
Molecular function (GO): structural constituent of ribosome; mRNA binding
Source: RefSeq, a predicted model, not a curated record
AAUACAAUUAAAUAUAAUCUUGAAAUGAAAUUAAAUAUAAUCUUAAACAUAAAUUAAUCCAUUUUCUUGAUAAUUGAUGUGAAUAUAAUUGAUGUGAAUAUAUCUAUUCGAAGUCAACGUGCCGCGGCUUAUUGUGCCCUAACCUCAAAUUUGAGUGAGAUAUAACCUAAAAGAGUUGCGCUACAAGAUUGAAUAAAAGACAUUUAUUGUUAGAAUUUAUCAUGUCAAUCGCGCGACGAGGACAGCAAUGGGGAACAUUCGCCCGUAUCUGGCAUAUAUUCGAUGCAAAAUGGCAAGAUCCAUACAAAAGUGCUGAAGUGAUAAGGCAUUAUCUUAUGGGAAUGUACAAACCGAUUUAUCAUCCAUUGAAUGAUUGUGGAGAUCACGUAGUAGUAAUAAACAGUAAAGACAUUGCUUUACGUGGUGAUGAAUGGCGAAAACGUGUAUACUUUCAUCAUACUACAUAUCAUGGAGGUGCUACUUGGACUCUGGCAUGGGAAUUACAUCACAAGGAUCCCACUAUGAUUGUAGAAAAAGCUGUAUACAGAGCAUUGCCGAAAAAUUUACAACGGAGGCACACUAUGCAAAGAUUACAUAUAUUCCCAGAAGAGAAGAUACCAGAAGAUGUGUUGAAAAAUAUUACUAACCAAAUCAAACAGCUUAGACCUGUCCCUGUAAAACUAGAUCAUAUUCCACAGGAAGAAGUAGACAAUUAUCCGCAACUUUUUAAAAUAUCCUCAAAAUUAUAUUCUUAAAUAACAAAUUUAAUGUAAAUACUAUAUAUAUAGUAAUGUAUUUAAAAUAAUAAUACAUUUAUAUAUUAACGUCAAAGCCUGAUUUUUUAUUUACAUAAGUACAGCCGAUAAACAAUGUAUUGCUUGUGUUUAAUAAGAGAAUCCUAAUUUUAAUCCUAACAUAAUAAUAUAAUUAUAAUACAUCUAAUUAUAUACAAUCUAUUUACAAUUGUGUGCGCGAAAUGUAAAUAUAAAAAUAUGUGUGUGUGUGUGUGUAAAAUUUCACACACACA